AUGCGCUCCCAUGGCUGGGGCAAGAAGUGGCGGAUCAGGUUUGAGCCCACAAAGUCACAGCUCAUGACGAUAGCCCAUCAGCGGCACAGGUGGCCUAUCAUGGACCUCACGUUUGGAGAUCACACUGUGUCUGAGCUAUCGGAGGUAAAACUCCUCGGCAUCACAUUUGACUCGGGCCUCUCCUUCAAGACCCACCUCCACAACACAGCACUCAAGGCGAGUUCUCGCCUGGGCUUCCUGCGCAAAGCUGCUCGCGUACUCGAUGGUGCUGGUAAACGAACCGUCUACAGAGGUUUUGUGAGGCCAGUCCUAGAGUAUGCGCCAUUGGUAUGGAUGGGAGCAGCUUCAAGCCAUCUGCGCCUUCUCGAUCGAGUGCAGAGACGCGCCCUCCACAUUCUUGGCCCUGAUGUCCUCCUCCAGAGUUUGGCAGCAAGGAGAUUGGUCGCCGGCCUCAGCUAUAUUAUGUAUAACCUGAUGUGUCUGGCAGGGCCACCGCAACUAACGUCGCUGGUCCCCUCACAGCUUCCUCCACGAACAUUUCUUCGAACUCGGUCCGACCACUCGGUGUGCCACGAGUCUCAGCUACAGAACGUCCUCCCGGCUUCCUCUCCUGAUUACGUGCGACGCUGCUUCCCAUACAGCAUCAUUGACGAGUGGAACAACUUGCCCCCAACUGUGCUGCAGUCUCCGCCACGCCUGACGUCCCUCCAGUCGUUCAAGGGCAAGGUGCAUCAGCACCUACGACAAAGCCGCUGGUAUUGGGCUACAGACUCGCUGUAA
Messenger RNA from Sycon ciliatum, 780 nucleotides. RefSeq lists its product as uncharacterized. The record is from RefSeq and is a predicted model, not a curated record. Lineage: Eukaryota; Metazoa; Porifera; Calcarea; Leucosolenida; Sycettidae. The transcript has a single exon. The coding region runs from base 1 to 780 and encodes 259 amino acids.